Molecule: messenger RNA, 213 nt
Organism: Sphaeroforma arctica JP610
Lineage: Eukaryota; Ichthyosporea; Ichthyophonida
Exons: 1
Coding region: 1-213 (70 amino acids)
Source: RefSeq, a predicted model, not a curated record
AUGCCGCGUGCUCAGGCAGUAGGCCCCAAAUACCGGAAGAAGGGAUCGGGUCGUAAGCGCGCCAAUGCAGGUGGGAAGCAAGCAGUACAGACUCUAACACUUGUGCCGGGACAAACCCCUUUAGGCUUUAAACUUAAAUCAACCGAAGUAGACCCUCUAAUAAAUGAUGGGGCGCAACAAAGCCAAUCAGCAGAUCCUACGGAUGAUUUUUAG